GGCUUCCUCACUCAUGCAAUACUCUUCAGUGCUGAAUGAGUUCAGCUUGAAUGCAAGAUGUCCUUGAAGAGGCUGAUUCAACAGAGCGGCAAUGCCAACUGUGUGGGCUACUGUCUCAGCUCAAAUUACAGCCCAUCUUUGGAGCCAUUCGCCUUUCCACCUUUGGACAACCAGAGAAGACAAGGGUUCCCAGACCCAAAUGGGACAUUGUCCAAGGACUGCAAACAGCUUGCUUUAAAUAGAACGAGUUCCAUAGGCAGAUCUUUUGGCCCACACAGAAGGACAUUUAAAAUCUUAAAGGAAGACAAUGAAACAUUUGGAUUUGAAAUCCAGUGCCAAAGUAAUCGUUUCAUGGAAAUUUGCACUUAUAUUUGCAACGUGAAAAAAGGAAGCCCAGCAUUUCUUACUGGACUCCAACAUGGUUACAUCUUGAUCAACAUCAAUGGAGUGAGCACCGAAGGGCUAAGUCACAAAGAACAGGUGGACAUGAUUAAAUCAUCUAGGAAUCUUUUAAGGUUAGAUACUGUGAAUGAAGCCCUGAUUAUGAAAAGAAUGGAACUGGAAACCAAGUUGCAUUGCAUGAAGAAAACUCUGCAAGAUAAGUUGACCGAGCUCCAGGCCCUGUGCUUACGAGAAAAGCACCUUACUCGCGGAGAAGUGUGCUCACUACCAGAUUCUGCAGGAUUAGAAGGACCUAAUACCUUUGGUGAUCAUGCUGGAUUAGAGUCUCCAUUGGGCAGUAAGCCCCGAUUUUCUAGUGAAAGCAGCUGCUUAAGCCGUCUUAGCUCAAUGACCCUGGAUAGUGAGGACAGUUUUUACCAAUCCAGUGUUUUCGAAGACCCCGCUAAGGAGGUUUUUAGCCGACAAUCAAGCACGGAAGACGACUGCUUUCUUCCAACUGGUAGUAACCAAGUGAAGAAGACCUCACUGAGAAGGCAUCGGAGUAUCAGUGUGACUAGCAAUAUCUGUAGAUCUCCUUCAAAGAAUGGAGAUAACUUCUCAAAGAUCUUUGGGACUCUCCCACGGAAAAGCAGAAAGGGAAGUAUUCAAAAGAAGCUGUUGACUUUCAUUCCUGGCCUUCACCGAGCUGUGGAAGAGGAUGAAAGUCGGGUCUGACAAUGGAACAAGUUGAGAAUGACAUAGUUGCAAUGGACUGCAAUUUGCAUUUUUGAAAUCAAAUCAGGCCUGCAUUUCAUAUUCUCAAUCAGUAAAACAAUGGAAGUAAAAU
Molecule: messenger RNA, 1228 nt
Organism: Protobothrops mucrosquamatus (brown spotted pit viper)
Lineage: Eukaryota; Metazoa; Chordata; Lepidosauria; Squamata; Viperidae
Gene: CYTIP
Product: cytohesin 1 interacting protein
Exons: 8
Coding region: 58-1116 (352 amino acids)
Biological process (GO): regulation of cell adhesion
Cellular component (GO): cell cortex
Molecular function (GO): protein binding
Source: RefSeq, a predicted model, not a curated record